This is a messenger RNA of Colias croceus (clouded yellow), 564 nucleotides long. RefSeq lists its product as uncharacterized. The record is from RefSeq and is a predicted model, not a curated record. NCBI's taxonomy places the organism in Eukaryota, Metazoa, Arthropoda, Insecta, Lepidoptera, Pieridae. The transcript is spliced from 2 exons.
GACAGCUGUUAUUUGUCAAACUGAAAUUGUGCUGAAAUUUUGAUUUUUAGAGGUUAUAAAAUAAUGUUACGAAACGAGCAAUCUAUAGUAAAAUAGUACUGCAAAUAAUAAUAACAACAUAUUCGGCAGAAAAUACUAUGAGAAUACGAAGACCAAGAUAUCUGACUAACGGGCAAAUAGUUUUAGUAACCGUUUUAGGAGUAAUUGGCGGAGUAUAUAUUUGGCAGCCAUUGAUUGCAGAAUAUUAUAUGAAAAAUAAUCAAAGUGCUCAGAAACCCUCCACAAAAACCCCAAGUUCCCAGUAAAAUGACACCAGUAUCCUCUUCAUGGGUCUUGCAGUUGCAGGCGUUGUAGUUGUAGUAAAUAAGAUGUGGAUCAAACCCUAUCUUACAAAACAAAGAUACAAACAAGCAGAAGCUUGGGCCCAAACAAUUAUUGAAAUGGAAGAAAGGGAAUCAAAUAGGGAAUUAAAUGAAUAAUGCUUUAACCCAUUGAGCCCCAAGCGGCCUGAUCGGUCCCAGACACAAUAGAUUUUAUAUUAUUGUGUCUAUGGUUCCGGGGCCU